UUAAGUGGCUCGUUUCUACCAUCCAAACAUCAUCUUCUAAACACAUCAGUGCUCUCCACUGCUGAAAAAAUGAAAAACCUGAUCUUGGUCGCUCUGAUCCUUCAGCUGGUGAUCACAGUAAAUGUGAUCAAUGCAACGUUCGAAUUUGGAGACAUUCUAGCAUUUCUCAGAGCAUGUGGACGAAAAGAAGGUGUGUACAAGCACUAUGCUAUCUAUGUGGGCCCAAGCAAUGAGACAGAUGUCGGCCAAGGUGAUAAUGACAUAUUUCACCUCAAAGUUUGUAUAGGCCCAGUUUGUCAAUACCAGUUUGAUACACUUGAAGCGACAAAAGGAGAUUCACCAGUGGAAGUGGAGAAUUACUUUGAUACGACUGAUGGCAUGGGACCAGGAACCAGAGAAGAGAUCAUGAAGCGAAUCAAGGACAGCAAAGGAAACUGUCAACUAUAUGGACCCUUAAAUAAAAACUGUGAGCACUUUGCUACCUGGGUGCGCUAUGACAAGCCUACUGCUAAGCAGAGUGGCACAUUCGUUGAACCUAUUUUUAGACUAAAUGCGUUUGUAAGGGAAAUAAUGGCAGAAUUAAGUCGGCACUUCAUGAACGAGCUGUUGUGUUUCCUUGCCGGAUAACAAGUAUCUCACCAGAGAAUCCUGUCAGCCUGUCUUGCUCUCCUCUGUACUUUCCUCCUGAUGUGAGGUCUUGUUUGAAAUAAAAAAUAAUG
Molecule: messenger RNA, 719 nt
Organism: Epinephelus fuscoguttatus (brown-marbled grouper)
Lineage: Eukaryota; Metazoa; Chordata; Actinopteri; Perciformes; Serranidae
Product: phospholipase A and acyltransferase 1-like
Exons: 5
Coding region: 70-627 (185 amino acids)
Biological process (GO): N-acylphosphatidylethanolamine metabolic process
Cellular component (GO): cytoplasm
Molecular function (GO): glycerophospholipid phospholipase A1 activity; A2-type glycerophospholipase activity
Source: RefSeq, a predicted model, not a curated record